AUGGGAAGGGGAAGGGUUCAGCUACGGCAGAUUGAGAACAAGAUAAGGAGACAAGUGACAUUUUCGAAGCGAAGGACCGGUUUGGUGAAGAAAGCUCAAGAGAUCUCAGUGUUAUGUGAUGCUGAUGUUGCUUUAAUUGUCUUCUCCCCCAAAGGCAAGCUCUUCGAGUACUCUGCUGGUUCCAGCAUGGAGAGAAUUCUUGAUCGAUAUGAGAGAUGUUCAUACGCCGGUCAAGAUAUUCCAACACCAAGUUUGGACUCACAGGGUGAGUGUUCAACUGAAUGUUCAAAGCUCUUGAGAAUGAUUGAUGUUAUGCAAAGAAGCUUAAGGCACUUAAAAGGAGAAGAGGUGGAUUCUCUAAGUAUCAGAGAGCUUCAUGCUCUGGAGAUGCAACUUGAUACUUCCCUCAAGAGAACUCGCUCUAGAAAGAACCAGCUCAUGGUAGAGUCCAUAGCACAGCUCCAGAAAAAGGAGAAGGAACUUAAAGAACUGAGGAAACAGCUAGCAAAGAAGAUUGAUCAAAGAGAAGACUCUGAGCCGCAAAACCUCAGCCAAGGCUUAGCCUCAUUGGCAAUACCGCCAUGCGAGCCACCGCACCCGCUGCCCCGACCUACAUCUCCUCCUCCUCCUUUAUCUCUUGGGGGCACAUCACAUAGGAAUGAAGUUGGAGACUUAGAUGCCGGAACCCUCAUUCGGCCGACGAAUACAACGUUGCCGCAUUGGAUGCCCCGGCUCACUGGAGAGUAG
Messenger RNA from Eutrema salsugineum, 747 nucleotides. Its product is annotated as truncated transcription factor CAULIFLOWER A. The record is from RefSeq and is a predicted model, not a curated record. Gene Ontology annotation, molecular function: RNA polymerase II cis-regulatory region sequence-specific DNA binding; DNA-binding transcription factor activity, RNA polymerase II-specific; protein dimerization activity. NCBI's taxonomy places the organism in Eukaryota, Viridiplantae, Streptophyta, Magnoliopsida, Brassicales, Brassicaceae. The transcript has 8 exons. Gene Ontology annotation, cellular component: nucleus. The coding region runs from base 1 to 747 and encodes 248 amino acids. Gene Ontology annotation, biological process: positive regulation of transcription by RNA polymerase II.